Messenger RNA from Aspergillus heteromorphus CBS 117.55, 1072 nucleotides. Its product is annotated as peroxiredoxin. Gene Ontology annotation, biological process: cellular oxidant detoxification; cellular response to oxidative stress; cell redox homeostasis. The transcript has 3 exons. Bases 22 to 825 code for a protein of 267 amino acids. Gene Ontology annotation, molecular function: thioredoxin peroxidase activity. Lineage: Eukaryota; Fungi; Ascomycota; Eurotiomycetes; Eurotiales; Aspergillaceae. Gene Ontology annotation, cellular component: cytosol; mitochondrion. The record is from RefSeq and is a predicted model, not a curated record.
CAACAAUCCGCUCGUAUCACAAUGGCUUCAAUUCUUCCCCGCACCGGCUUUCGCGCCCUCACCGCUCUGCCCAGAGCUACCCCUCUCCCCAGGGCCUCCUUCACUGGCGUCCCUCGCGUCCCUCGCGUGCAACCCCGCGUGCCCCUCUCCCGCCGCUUCGCGACCAUUCCCCAGGAACAGCCUCGCCUGCGUCUCGGCUCAACCGCCCCCAACUUCAAGGCCACCACCACCCAUGGCGAGAUCGACUUCCACAAGUUCAUCGGCAACAGCUGGGCCAUCCUCUUCUCCCACCCCGCCGACUUCACCCCCGUCUGCACCACCGAGCUGGGCGCCUUCGCCAAGAUGAAGGGUGAAUUCGAGAAGCGGGGCGUCAAGAUGAUUGGACUCAGCGCCAACGACCUCGGGUCCCACGACAAGUGGAUUGACGACAUCAAUGAGGUGGCCAACACCAACGUGCAGUUCCCCAUCAUCGCCGACGCCGACCGCAAGGUCGCCUUCCUGUACGAUAUGGUCGACCAGCGCGACCUGGACAACAUCGCCGAGAAGGGCAUCAUCUUCACCAUCCGCUCCGUCUUCAUCAUCGACCCCGAGAAGAAGAUCCGGCUCACCAUGUCGUACCCCGCCUCGACGGGCCGCAACUCCGCCGAGGUCCUGCGCGUGAUUGACUCCCUGCAGACGGCUGAUAGGAAGGGCAUUGCCACGCCCAUCGACUGGAACGUCGGUGAGGAUGUCAUCGUGCCGCCCUCGGUGUCGACCGAGGACGCCAAGAAGAAGUUUGGUGAGGUGCGCGAGCUGAAGCCGUACCUGCGUUACACCAAGUACUAGUUGCUUAGCGCAGUACUGAGCUUGGUAAGAUGUAAUAACAGAAAUAGUAUGAUUGGUGGUAAGAUAUGAUCAAUGAUCGAGUUGUUCAGUGAUUGUGUGCAGCGGAGUAGAUCGACUUGCAUGCAUAUUCUUGAGGUAGUUUAACCAAGACAUAUCGUCAAUCCGGAACUGGCAACCCCACAAUCGCUGCAUCUGCCAUCUCCAUCAGAGUUGAGACAGAUUUUCAAAAAUAGCUGACUGCAUGUGG